AUGCGAUGGAGAUGAGAUUCAGAACCAAAAUUUGAACAAAAACUUGCGCAGAAAUUUUCUCUAUUCAUCAAUCUUUGAACCUAUCUGUCUCUCUGAUUAAUAUCUUUGAACCUCACUGUCUCUCACUAAUUAACCAUGGCCCAAGAAAAGGAAGAAUCAAGAAAGAAAAAUUUUUCCUCUGCGAAAUCAAAAAAGAGGAAGCGUCCCGUGAAAAUUCUUCUUACUCAUAUUUCUGAUGAUAUUAUACUAUGCAUUCUCUCAAGCCUCCCCACAGAAUCAAUCUGCAGGUUCAAAUGUGUGUGUAAAUCAUGGCAACGGCUUCUCUCUUCUCAAGAAUUUACCCAAUUCCACUCUCUCUCCCUCAAACUUCCUUCUGAUACCUUUGCCUUGGCCUCCAAUGGCCAGGGCUUUAUCUUUCUCCAGAACUCCAAGAACUUCACCCAAAAUUAUUCCAAUCUAGCCCCUCCUUUGACCUUGCCAGUCUCAGGGCAUCUCAAUCACUUCGUUUGCAGUAAUGGCAUUGUGUCCUACACCAUCAUUAAAAACCCUAAUAUUUAUGUCUGCAAUCCUGUAACUAAGCAGCAUCUCACCUUUCCUUUUCACCAUUUUUGUCAUCCCACAAUUUUAGGGUUUUACUUCAACCCUGUGAGCCACACUUUCAAGUUAUUGGUCCGCAGGUUAUUCUUCCACAGAAGGGGGGAGAGGUUUACCAUGUUUGUCUCGGCAACCGAGUUUUCCAUGUUGAGCUCGGCCACCGGGCAUUGGAAACAGAUUGCAGCCUCGCAGGAUAUCAUGUGUUGGAAGCAGCCUGCCAUUUGCGUGGAUGGCAUUUGUUACCAAGUUUUCAAUGAAUGCCCGAAUAUGGUUUCUGCCUUUGACAUGGAGAAGGAAAAUUGGGAACACAUUCCUCUACCUGUAAUGGACGAGUAUGAGGUAUCGUUCACUAAAUUGGUCGAGCAGGAAGGGCGGGUGUGCUUGGUUCGUUCAGCUGAGAAGAACAAAUUUGAAAUAUGGAGGCUGAUCAAGGAGAUUAAGAAGUGGGAGAAAGUUCUAGGUCCGUUUAUGGUUAGAGAAUUUGGAUUUAAAACUGCUCAUCAAUGGAGUAUAAUCCCACAUCGGCGUUCUCUUUUUUUUGCUAGAGUUAGUUUCUGCGGUAUUGAGCAGCUUUAUUUAUAUAAGAAUGGUCAUUUGAGAAGAAAAUUCAAUUGGGUUCGCCAUGGAAUUUUUCCAUUUACGCCCACCCUUAAUUAUUUGGCCAGCUAACUAUGGCUUUGAUUUCGUUUUUUAA
Amborella trichopoda is the source of this 1288-nucleotide messenger RNA. Its product is annotated as F-box protein At5g49610-like. The record is from RefSeq and is a predicted model, not a curated record. Gene Ontology annotation, molecular function: protein binding. Lineage: Eukaryota; Viridiplantae; Streptophyta; Magnoliopsida; Amborellales; Amborellaceae.